Molecule: messenger RNA, 2511 nt
Organism: Caenorhabditis bovis
Lineage: Eukaryota; Metazoa; Nematoda; Chromadorea; Rhabditida; Rhabditidae
Source: the annotation of a GenBank genome assembly
AUGGACAAUGACUAUGGAAUAGAAGAACCACGUACAAAAGGCAGGUCAUCGUCCCCAACAGAUCAGCCGUAUGAGGUUUUGCGCAAGAACACUAGGAAGCGAGCGAACACCACGUCAAGUGGAAAUGGAGAAAAUAAACGAACCGCUAAUAAGGUUUGCCGUGUUUGUGGAGACAAGGCAUUCAGCUACAAUUUCAAUGUGAUCACGUGCGAAUCUUGUAAAGCAUUCUUCCGGCGAAAUGCGAACAAGGAGAAAGAAAUCCGGUGUCCAUUUAAUGAGAAGUGCGAGAUCAAUAUCGUGUCAAGAAGAUUUUGUCAAAGAUGUCGACUCGCAAAAUGCUUUAAUGUCGGAAUGAAAAAAGAAUGGAUAAUGUCGGAUGAAGCGCGCCUUGAAAAGAAGCAACGGGUUGAGGAGAACCGCGAACGCCGCUUACUGGACGCACUCAAUAGAGUUAACGACGAUUACAUUGAUAAUGAGCAGGGUGUGGAUGACGUUCAGCAACAAACGACCGGUUAUGAUUAUUGCAUGGAUGAGGGCCAAAAAUGCCAUAGUAGCGGCAGUGGCGUUGGAAACAAUCAGCAAGACAAUCAAAAUCACGUAAUGAUGCAACAUGAUGAUCAGAAAAUUGGAUAUCCGAAUUGCUCAUAUUCGAGUCACGAAUACGAAUUUUCCCCAAUGAACCCAAACUCAUCCGGAUAUCAACCGCAUUCGUCCAUGGAACUGCCGACAACGGGUGCCGCCUCAUCAGCGGAAGUUUGCUCGACAACGAACUCGAUAUCAUCAAUGAAUGUUGAUCCGUCGCGAACAAUGACGAGUAAUGGAUUUUUGCCGCCGAAGUUGUCGACGUUGCAAAUGAAUGAGACCCAAAAUAUGCUCGCGUUAUCGCCAAUGAUUGCGAAUCCGUGUAGCAUUGAGAACAGUCCGUUGAUCAAUAUACCGCCGCCUCAGGAAAUUCAAUUGCCGGCUGCGCCAGUGCCCGUCAUGGCUGUCAUGCAGAAUCAUCAACAAGUUUCAAUGCAGAAUCAAGUGCAGAACCAAGUGCAAGCGCAGGUUCAAGCUCAGGCGCAAGAGCAGGCACAAGUUCAAGCGCAAGUACAAGCUCAGGCUCAAGCUCAUGCACACGCUCAGGCGCAAGCUCAAGCGCAAGCGCAGGUCUAUCAAGCUGAAGCAAAUGCAAUUGCUGCUCAGGUGCAACAUGUUCAAGCUGCAAUCACUCAUCAACAUCAACAGUUGGCGGCUGCCGUUGUUGCACAACAAGUUGUUGCUCAAAUGGCAGUUCCGAUUGUUGGUGCUACACCAGCAGUUCCUCAAACAUCGAUUCCGGCUGUGGCGCAACAAGUCCAACAAAUUGUUCAUUCAACUAAACAAGCUCAACAAAUACCGGCUGCAAUCCAUAACGCUGCAAUACAAGCGAUACACCCAGCCCAGAUAGCACCAGUCGUUCCGAUUCAGCCAAUUGAACCUCAAAUCCAAUCCGCACCAAUUGAGCACACCGUCAUUCCAAUCUUGAGCUCGCCUAAUAUGAUGCUUGUGAAUCAACUGGGACAGACAAAAAGCGACAUGGUCACUGUGCCGAAGGAAAUGCUACUGAAACUCAUUCAGAAAAGUGCUCUGCGAACAAUGACGUGCUCAUGCACAUGCAUUUGCGGUAGAUAUCCAGCAGGGUCCAAUAUUGUUGAAGAAGUAACAAAAGACUUGCUAAAUGGUGGCGGAUCAAAUGCGCCAUGUUGUGAUAAUCAGAAAGAAGAGACCAAAUUGGAAACUGCUGAAGAUAUGCAGAGAAAUGGAUUGUUGCCCUCGGACGAAUGCAGUGUUCAAUGGUUGAAUUCGACAGCGGCAACAGUCGAUCCAACCACCAUUGAAGAAGUGAAAACUCGCGACAACAUUUUCAAUAAAAUAAUUACCGAACCAGUUGCUGUUGACAAUGAGCCCAGAGAAUUUACUAAUGAAGAGAAAGAAAAACUUGAGGAAAUCAAUGAGGUCGCAAAUCGAUGGAUCAAUGAUAGCCUCAACAUGUUCUCAUUGAGCGAUAUACUUAGUGAAGGAGGGCUUCAGUUAGUAGUCAACGGGCUCAAAAUGCUCUCGGCAUUUCGUUUUUUGGAUAGAGCUGAGAAGACGGCAUUAGUUCACAAGGGUUUAUAUUCAUAUUGCGUCGUCAAAUGGAUUCAGCACCAUGAGAGCAUCAGUCUCGAAGGAAUUAAUCCAAAAGUAACCAAUCAAUUGAAAUCACUGCUCGAAAAAGACGCUGGUAAUUUCCGUGUACAGCCGGGAAUAUUCAACACAUUUGCUGUGAUGGUUCUCUUUAAUGCUAACAAAGACUCUGAAACUGCGAUUAACGAAAAAGAAGAACUCAGCAAACUUCUUCAAAAAAUCAUUAGCACUAAUAGUCAAGGAAGAAUGGAGGAAUACCCUCAGCUCUUUGACAUUCUUCCACUUGUCUGCUCGACCGCGGAAUAUAUCGAAACAUUCUGGGGUGCACUUCGCGAUGAAUUUGUGGAUAGCGUGGUGUAA